AUGAUUGACCUAGGUUACCCAGACCCACAAAAUUCUGAAUUCGCUAAUGAAUCCCCAGUGAUAUACUACCAUUUUAGGAUACCUAGUGAUGACUUUCAAUUUGGUCAUAGAGCUUUAGGGAAUGAUCAGGAUGUGAUCAACCUUUCUAAAUACAUUGCACAUAACAAGCUGAUUGAGGUGUACACAGAGCAUGGGAAGACAAAUUUACUGAAUUACUUCAUGUCUCCAAAUGCAAAGGAUAAAGUUGUCAUUGAGGAAUUACCAGAAAAUGAUAAUCAAGGGGCUGAAGUUGAGGGUCAAAUUCAUGUAGAAUCUCCAUCGAAAAAUAUAAACCAUGGUAAUGAUGAGCCUAUUGGUGAGUACAUGUCUUUGAUUCUUUUUGGGAGUAAGCAUGACACUUUCUCACCAGAGUAUACAAGGGGUAGAGUUGGGAAUUCCAAAAGAGGUGAAGGUUCUUGCAACAAGAGGCUUAAUUUAGAAGAAAUUGAUGAGGGUGUUCACAUAUCAAAUGAAAAGAAUGAUGACCAGUAUGGUUCAAAUGAUGUUCUGGAGGCAGCAACUUCUGUUCAUAUUGAUGAGAUGGAUGGUGUUAGGGAGGCUGUAAUUGGUGUUGAAGAGGCAUCAAAUGUUGUUGAAGGAUGCUACAAUAUCCCCUGUUAA
Molecule: messenger RNA, 660 nt
Organism: Lactuca saligna
Lineage: Eukaryota; Viridiplantae; Streptophyta; Magnoliopsida; Asterales; Asteraceae
Source: the annotation of a GenBank genome assembly